GUUCGUCCCCACCGGUAUCGCUGGGCUGAAUUAUUCCUCCCCAUCCCGUUCGGAGGUUCUUCGCCCUUAAGAUGAUCCGUCACCAGGGGAAAUGCGAGUCCUGGCGAUCAUGAUGCUUAUGCGCUGUAACAUGUCACCAUCAGCUGGAUUAUCUAUCAUACAGUAACCUCUAGUCUUCCCUUGACACAUCAUCCAGAGCAGCUGGUCGACCUUAUGGACUCUCAGAGGAAGCGCCGUAAGGGUGUUGCCCUACUCGCUUCCCUGUCUAUUCACAUCAGCGCUCAUCCCCAGCCGCGGCUGGAGUGCCAGACCUUGCAGUUACUGGACAACCCUAGUCAUGACGACGACAACCGAAAAUGGGCCCUCUGUCGGCGCUUUUCGUCAACUGCAGCUCCCAGCUGUUGUCGAGUCGGUGGAAGAUCCGAAUAGCGCUCACAGACUCUAUUGUCUCG
Molecule: messenger RNA, 452 nt
Organism: Parathielavia appendiculata
Lineage: Eukaryota; Fungi; Ascomycota; Sordariomycetes; Sordariales; Chaetomiaceae
Exons: 2
Coding region: 214-429 (71 amino acids)
Source: RefSeq, a predicted model, not a curated record